UGAACCCGCCGUCCAGCCUGAGUCACAGCUCCGCCUCUGAGGAACAGUCUGUCCCGUACAUGAUCCACAGCAACACAGCAGCUGCUAUUAAAGCUCCGUGGACCCAAGGGCCGCAUCUAUCUCUCAACAUCAGCAGCUGGGAGGAGGAACAGUUUUUUCCCCCACCAGUUCUUACAGAAUAAGCCCUACUCAUCACCAUGCAUUGCUUGAAAAGCCUGAGGUCAACCAACCUGGGGAUUUUGCAGCUGUUUAAAAAUGCAGUAAUGUCCAGGAGUCCGCAACCUGUUCCUUUAUCCAGCUGGACAGCAUCAGCCCACAUCCACAGAGCCUUUCAUCUCCAGAAGACCACUGAGGAGGGCCAAGGACAUUCCAAGAGGCGGCUGAUGUCCAGUUUGGAGGACUUACUUUUUUACACCAUCACCGACGGUAAAGAGACCAUCCCCCUGUCUCAGUUCACCUCUGUUUUGAGAAGAACGGGUUUGUUAACAUCUGACCCUCGGCUGCGUGACUGCGUCCAUCAGAUGCGACAGGCCACACGUGACUCCACUGGGCCAGUCCUGAUGGACAAGAAGCUCUUCAGAAGGUGUGUGGGCAACAACAUCAUGCUGCUGACUAAGGCUUUCAGAAAAAAAUGUAUCAUCCCAGACUUUGAGAAUUUUACCUACCAGAUCAAUAAGCUGUAUGAGAGCGCUCAAAAGCAGGAGGGAGGCCUUGUAGCUGACUACAUUCCUCAGCUGGCUAAGUUCAGGCCUGAGCUCUGGGGUGUGUCCCUGUGCACAAUUGAUGGACAGAGAUACUCAGUGGGUGACACCAAGACUCCCUUCUGCAUGCAGUCAUGUGUGAAACCUUUGGAAUAUGCCAUCGCCGUGCACGAACUUGGCAGUGAGCAUGUUCACCGCUUCGUGGGAAAAGAGCCCAGUGGGCUGAAGUUCAACAAACUGUCGCUAAAUGAAGAAGAUAAACCUCACAACCCCAUGGUGAAUGCUGGAGCCAUCGUCAUUAGUUCUUUGAUUAAGCCUUACUCAAAUAAAGCAGAGAGGUUUGACUUUGUGAUGGAGUUCCUGAAGAGCAUGGCGGGUACAGAGUAUGUGGGGUUCAGCAACGCGACCUUCCAGUCAGAGAGGGAGACUGGUGACCGGAACUUUGCGAUAGGUUAUUACCUCAAAGAGAAAAAGUGCUUUCCUGACAACGCAGAUAUGAUUGCAGCUCUUGACUUCUACUUCCAGCUGUGCUCCAUUGAGGUCACUUGUGAGUCUGGAAGUGUCAUGGCUGCCACUCUGGCCAACGGAGGGAUUUGUCCAAUCACAGGUGAUCGUGUUUUAAGUGCUGAAGCCGUUCGGAAUACAUUGAGUCUCAUGCAUUCCUGUGGGAUGUACGACUUUUCUGGGCAGUUUGCGUUCCAUGUGGGCCUUCCUGCAAAAUCUGGAGUUUCUGGCGCCGUGUUGCUGGUGGUUCCUAAUGUCAUGGGUUUGAUGUGCUGGUCGCCGCCUUUAGAUCGGCUGGGAAACAGCGUUCGUGGUAUUCACUUCUGUCAGGAACUUGUGUCUUACUUCAACUUCCAUAAUUAUGACAACCUGAGGCAUUUUACCAAAAAACACGACCCCAGAAGACGAACCGAUGAUGAUCCGAACAAGUCGGUGGUAAACUUGAUGUUUGCAGCUUACAGUGGAGACGUCUCUGCGCUGAGGAGGUUUGCCCUUUCAGAUGUGGACAUGGAGCAGAGAGAUUAUGACUUUCGCACAGCGCUUCACAUCGCUGCAGCUAAAGGCCACGAGGAAGCUGUGUUCUUCCUGACUGAAAUUUGCAAAGUGAAUCCUUACAUUAAGGACAGAUGGGGCAACACUCCCCUGGAUGACGCUUUGCAGUUUGGCCAUGACGCUGUUGUUGCGGUCCUGCAGAAGUACCAGUGCAAGUUCACCAGCUCCACAAGCAGCACCGAGGAGCAGAAGACCUCACUGGACUCCAUGAAAAGUACCCUUUAACCCACAUCAUCAGGGUUCAUUAUGCUCAUCUUUUGUUGUACAUCUGGAAGGAUUUUACAAAUGCAUCUCCCCCCAAAAACGUUCGACUGUUUUUUAUGUUCAAGACUCGACAUCCCAGAAUUCUGAUCACCCAGGCCAUUUCUACUGAUGUUCACAACAAAGGAAAACUUAAAGGUGGAAUAUGAAGUUAUUUAAAUCCCAAAAGAAGAGUGCAAACGGGAAAUAUAAAAGAAAAACACCAUCUGAAUGUAUUAUUGUGAACAACCAGGCUGAGGUACUGUAGGUAAAGCUAAACAGGCUGAAAUUGUUCUAGUUUGACCAAAGUCACAGACUUUAAGUAUCAACAGAGACAAAAUGUCUCACCUUUAAAUGUUUAAUUCUUCUGAAUGCAAAGAAAGAGGACGUUUUUAAAGCCAUAUCUUAGUAAAUGUGUUUAUUGCUCUUUAUUAAUGACACCAAUGAUUAAUUCUGCUUUUCUGUUCAGUUUCUAAUCAAUUCUACGUUGUACAUAUCUUAAAAUUAUAUUUAUAAAAUAAUCAACACGUUACUGAUUGUAUUUGUGCUGCCUGUGUUAUUUUAACUAUUCUAAUUUAUUCUUCAAGUAACACCAGGUUUAUUAGCAUCAGAGGGUGUUUUAUGUAUUAAUGUGCACUUUAUAAGCAAUCACGUUCAUCAGUCUGUAUAGAGAACCCAGUGAAAUUCACUUUUAUUUUAAAACUUGCCUUUUAUCCCAAAAUUGGGCUUUUCUGGUUUCAUUUCUCUAAAUAAAUCAGAGAAAAGAAAAACCAAACAAAACUCCCGGUUAGGAAACAUGAAACCAAACAUAAGUUCAAUUAGAAUAGAAAAAAUGCUGGAAGUGCUGCAGGGGUGUGAGAAAUCUUAUCUGGUGCUCUUCAGCCAAGGGAUCCUUUUGCCAACAUAAGUUCAAUUAGAACUGGGUUUUAUUUGCACUGAGAUGAUUUCUCUGCACAAACUCUGUAAAUAUUUCUAUUAUAAAUAAAUGAAUCUGUAAACCAUG
Messenger RNA from Nothobranchius furzeri (turquoise killifish), 3000 nucleotides. It is a transcript of the gene gls2a, whose product is annotated as glutaminase 2a (liver, mitochondrial). Gene Ontology annotation, molecular function: protein binding; glutaminase activity. The record is from RefSeq and is a predicted model, not a curated record. Gene Ontology annotation, biological process: L-glutamine catabolic process. Lineage: Eukaryota; Metazoa; Chordata; Actinopteri; Cyprinodontiformes; Nothobranchiidae.